AUGAAUCGAACCCCAAACAACGCAACCAUCACUGUGUCACCAGCAAAGCACGCCCGAGCACCUCGAAGAAAACGCGCACCGGCACCAACCGCCCAGGUUCGUGAAAAUAAGACAUUACGACGCACGCGCCGAGCGACGCGGGCUGAGAGUUCCCAACCAUUCCAAUUUCGAGAUGUCGAAGACAGCGACGAUGAGAAUGAGGAGGAAAAUGAAAAUACCACAACCGACCUGAAGGAACUGCUUCUGCUGGUCAAGGAGCUCAGGAAGACUAUUGACCAACAGAGCAGGUCGAUCCAAGGGGCCCAGUUCUAG
Exophiala oligosperma is the source of this 312-nucleotide messenger RNA. RefSeq lists its product as uncharacterized. NCBI's taxonomy places the organism in Eukaryota, Fungi, Ascomycota, Eurotiomycetes, Chaetothyriales, Herpotrichiellaceae. Bases 1 to 312 code for a protein of 103 amino acids. The record is from RefSeq and is a predicted model, not a curated record. The transcript has a single exon.